AUGCAAAUCACUUAAGAUAUGUUUAAAUGGUUGAAAUCAUUAAAUGUAAUCUAGAAUGGAAUUCCAAAAUAAAAUGGGAGAAUGGAAUUAGAUCCUGAAACCACAUCAGCCUUCUACAACGGUUUCAAGAUGUCAGAACUUUUAGAUAAAUUAACAGGUGCCUACAGUUAACAAAUCAAAAUACAAACUAAUCCCACAGCUAGAUUGUAUAAUUGGAAUAUAAUCACAGAACGAUUACAUUAAAUUAAAGUGGAAUUGGAUACUGAAAUCAAGAAAUUAAUUAUUGAUGGUGAUUUAGAAAUGAUUGUUGAAGUCUUGAAGGAUAUACAAUCCAAAUUCGUCAAAGAAGUCACCUCCAAAAUUGAAAACCAAAAGAAAACUUUUGAUAUUGAAACUCUUAAUUCUGCAAAACCAAUCAGUUCAUGUGAAACCGUAUUAGAAUUUGUAAUAGUAGCCUUGAGUUAGAAUCUCAUCUUGAAACCAAAACAAUCAUAAUAAUUACUCAAUAACAAUUUCAAAUUGCUCACUCAUGUCUUUAUCAAAGGAGUCAAAGGGUAGUACAUUUAACUAGUAACACUACUCUAAGAAAUAUACAAUAAUAUGCCUAGAUUAAUUGAACUCUUAAGGGAUGAGGAACAUCAAAUUGGAUUCUUUGUUUCAUUCCUUAAACUCUCCAUAUUCUCUAAAGACUCAGAAGUGGUUCAUUGGGGAUUACGAUUACUUGGUAAAUUAGCAUACGAUCUAGCUUAAUUUGACUUGCUGUUUCAUAUGUUCUAAUGGUUAUUAAGUAUUUAAUAGCAUUGAUCUAUUUAGGUUCUGGUUUAUCUAGUCUGAUUAUAACACUUUAAAGAUAACCCUAAUUGGCUGAACCACUUGCAACUGCCUUAUCUUAAAUUGCAUAUUAUGAUUAUAGUCAAGUAUUUGGACAAUAGAAGUAUUUUGAAAAUCCAAAAUCAUAUAUUGAAUUUUAUGGAGCUUUGCUUCCUUAUUUAAAUUGUGAUGUAUUUUAGAAUACUAUUGAUUUAGCUUGUAAAUUACAAUUUAGAAUAACAAAUUCAGAUAGCUAUAAGAUUAAGUGAUAACCAAAGUACAAGAGAUGAAAAGAAUGUAGCCAUCCAAUUUCUAUGCAAUGCAUGGAUUCAUUAUAAUGCAUUUCUAGAAUAAAAUAUGUAGUAUCAAUAAUCCAUUUUGGCUAUGCUUUAAAGAACAGCCAAAGAUAAUUCAACAAUAUUGAAAACUUACUCUAUUACAUAGGCGUUCAAAUUACUGGAUGGACUGGCUCAAAAGAAAGUGAUCACAGCUGUUUCAGUGUAUAAGAAGUUGAUUUCAAUUCUAAUUGAAAGUCAGAAUAAUGAAUAUAUUGUAAGAUAAUUCUCCUAUAUUAUUCAAAAAUAUCCAAGCAUUCCAAUAGAAUUGUUGAUUGAUGGUUUAAUUAAGAAUCAACACCUUAAUAUAUCUGAUUGUGAUAUUUAUUAUGUGUUAAGUGCACAUCAGAAUUUGAAAGUAUAAUCAGCAAUAACAAUGUUAGAAUUAUUAAUUAGGAUUUACAAUAGUAGUGUCUUAUUUUAGAGUGCUUUGUUUCCAACAAUAUAACAAAUCAUUCAAAAGUUUAUAGAACUUUCAGAAUUUUAAGAAUACAUGAAUAGGAUGGCUCAGACAUGUUUAAAUUUAUAUGUUAAUUCUGUCAGAUCUAAGAAGACAACAACUACUCUCACAAAUUAUUAAGAUGAUUCUGUUGUUAAUUCUUAAAGAAGAGCUCAAACUAUAUAAUUAUUUAAAUACAUCAUCUAAUUGAGAUGUUUCUAGAUGAACAAUAUGCUUAAACCAUUAUUUGUGGGAGCACAUCUAGAACUUAGAAGUAUUGAAAAUAGAGACAACAAGGGUAUCUUGUAAUUGUUGUAAAUGCUUGGGGAUCCAAAUACCAUUGUUGAUGAAUAUGUGACCAAAGAUUAGUAGAUGACAUCUCAAUUAUUUCUCGAAAAGAAAAUGCAGUAAAUGGAAGGUAGUUAAUCAUAAGCUUUGGAAGAUUAAUACCUUUAGAAGAAUAAGAAAUUAUUUGAAAAAGAAGAAGAUUUAGUCAAAUCAUUAUUAUUGGAAGAAAAGAACGAAUCUAAAAAUCUUCAAUAAACAAAAAAGAAGAAAAGAAACUAUGACUUUGAUGAAUUUUAAUGUGUCUACGAAGAAGGAGAAUUAGCAUAUAAACCUUAAGAUGUUGUAUUGAUUGAUUUUUCAUUUGAAGAAGAUGUUGAUAGAGAAUCAAUGAAUAUUGCAAUUAAACAUUUUUCAAAAACCUUCAGAUAUUUAUUUAAUAAAUAUGCAUCCACUCCUCAAGAGGCUGCUAAGAAUAGAUUAAGAAGUUUGGAUCAAAGCCAAUUAGAAUUGAGAUCAUCUGACAUUGUUAAGAUACUCCAAGACUAUGAAAUCUUUAAUUUCAGUACAUAUGAGGAGAUCAUAAAUCUUAUCGCAACUGUGAAUCAUAAAUUUAAUCUAUUCAGCUUGAGUUCUCAAAUCAGAUAACUUCCAUAAGACAAUUAAACUGAAAAAUAAUCAUCAAUUUCAGCCACUACCUCUAGAACAGUCAAUUACAAAUUAGAUUUCGAGAAUUUCAAAAAGUUUCUUGUAUAAUUUGCUGUCCUUAUUUUUGGUAGACCUCCUAAAGAUUUUAGGAAAAUGCCUUCUGGUCAUGUUUUGGUUGAAUUCUUUAAAUAUUUCUCCUUUGUUGCUAGAAGAAGGAAUGACAAUCAUCUCAUUUUUGAUGAUCCUGAUGGUGUCACUACUGUGGCUGAUAAAAGUACAAUUCAAAAGUGGAAUGCCUAAUUAUUGUAGAAUCCAAACAUAGAUGUACCUACUGAAACUAGAUUAAAGAAGGUAUAAAUUGAAAGAGUAUCUUUACAUUAUUAAAUGAGAGAUGUUAUGAAAAAUCUAAAUAAAUCCUAUUUAACUUGUUUCGAAAUUGUCAAUGAACUUAUAUAAUCUAAAUUUAAGUAAUUCAAUAUUUAAUUAUAGAACCAAUAUAGUUGAGCCAACAUUCAAAAUCAAUCUCAUCUAUGAAGUCAAACCAAUUGCAGCUAAAGGAGUCCAUUCAGAUCUUAAGGUAGACCCUUUGGCUGAGAAAUAAGAACAAUUAAAGAACUCUCUUUCUCUAUUGCCUAUCGAAAAAUAAGAGUUUAUGAAUAGAUCCUUAGAUUUGUCUUAAUUGUCUGAAGAGAAGAUAAUCAACAAGAGUAUAGUUGAAAAGAUAGUAUCGAUGCAAGAAGAAGCCUUGAAGAAAGAAUUGAAGGAUUUAAAAUGGCAAAAAAGAAAGGAUUACCUUGAUAAACAAUAAGACAGAAUUUAAUAAUUUAAAGAGAAGAAGGAAGAAAUAAGGUUUAGUGAAUCACAAGUAGUUGGAGAGUAAUUGAGAGAGUAAAAGCCUAAGCAUAUUAAUUAUAUGAAUAAUUUAAAAAAAGAAUAUAGAAAGAAUUAAUCUGAGGUGGUUAUUAAAAGUUCAUUACCUUAAUAAGAUGAUAGGAAGGAUUCUCCAAAGAAAAAAGGGCAAUAGCCUUAAUAAGAUAAUAAAUAAAAACAAUAAUCUUAACCUUAACCUUAACCAUCAGAGAAGAAACCAAUAAAAGAAGACAAGGCCGAACAAAGAUUUAAAGCUAGAACAGCUGAAAUGGCAGCUCAUUAUAAAACAUCGUUAGAGAAGAAGGAAAGAUUGAAUGAGAAAUUCUAGAACUUUUAUAAAGAUCCAAAAGUCUAAGCAGAAUUUAAACAUUUUAGAUCAUCUGGUAGUGUGGUAUUAAUUAAAAUUAUAUAUUGAGGCAUUUAAUCAUUAUCUUAAGUAUUCUGAUGCUUGGAAUUAUAGUGGUAAAAAGAUAGUUUUGUAGGGAUGGCUAGAUUUUGCAAAUGCUUUCAAUUUAAUGUAGGUGUUCAGUGAAGAAUAAUUAAUAAAGGUGUUUACGAAUACAUUGAAACAAAAGAACUAUGUUGCUCAUAGAGAAGCAGUCUAAAAGAACUUAAAAUAUUAAGAUGAAAUAGGGUUAACAUAUUUUGAAUUUGAGUAUGUGUUAUUGAAAAUAGCCAUUAUGGGUUAGGAAUACUUCAAUGCAAUUUAGAGUGGUAAGAAACUGGAUGAUAAUUUAUAAUAACUUAUCAUAUAUAAGGAGAAAUAAACUAAAAAACCUAAAAUUAAACACAAAUAUGUUGAAAUGCUGGAGGACAAUAUGAAUAAGACUACUAGCUUCACUUUAGCAGCCUGUUUGGCAUACUUGGAUAUCCCAUAGAAUAAGGAUCUGUUUGCAGGUAAAUUGAGAUCGAUCGAAGGAGAUGACAUUAUAGAGGAGACAAAGCCAAAACAUUAAUCCGUUGGUAGAUAUUUAAAUUAAGGUUGAUUAGACAUGCAAUCAUUGAAAAAGAGAUAGGGAUUGCCAGAAAGUCCAUAGGUAAAGAAGAACAGUAAAUGGUCAGAGCCAGGAACACAUGGUAAGCAAGGACAAGAGAAGAAAUCAAUGACAGAUUCUUAACUUAAGUUACCUUAUCUUCCAAAGGAUGCUAAGAGUAAGGAGUUACUGGAAAUAACUAAGAAGUGGGAAGAGGAGAGGAAGAAAAAGUGA
Molecule: messenger RNA, 4595 nt
Organism: Paramecium octaurelia
Lineage: Eukaryota; Ciliophora; Oligohymenophorea; Peniculida; Parameciidae
Source: the annotation of a GenBank genome assembly